Clupea harengus (Atlantic herring) is the source of this 7394-nucleotide messenger RNA. It is a transcript of the gene sgsm1a, whose product is annotated as small G protein signaling modulator 1a. The record is from RefSeq and is a predicted model, not a curated record. Gene Ontology annotation, molecular function: GTPase activator activity. NCBI's taxonomy places the organism in Eukaryota, Metazoa, Chordata, Actinopteri, Clupeiformes, Clupeidae. Gene Ontology annotation, biological process: activation of GTPase activity.
ACUCAGUCGAGAAGUGGUGGCGAGCAGGGCUACACGCUUUGUCCACAGAGCUGUGCUUUAGGAACUGGAGCCAUGGCAACCGCAAUGGCAGAAGCGGAGACGCGUCAGCGUUUGCUCAGGACUGUCAAGAAGGAGGUCAAGCAGAUCAUGGAGGAGGCCGUCACCAGGAAGUUUGUUCAUGAAGACAGUAGCCAUAUUGUGUCAUUCUGUGCUGCUGUGGAGGCAUGCAUCUUGCACGGGCUGAAGCGCCGAGCGGCCGGCUUCCUGCGUAGCAACAAGGUUGCGGCACUCUUCACCAAAGUGGCCAAGAGCUUCCCCCCCGCCGAAGAGCUGUGCCGAAAGGCCCAGGAGCUGGAGCAGCUCAUCGAGAGCAAGAGGAGUCAGACCUUGCCUCGCCAGGACAGCAAUCGCAAGCUGCCCAAGUUUCCCAAUUUCUCCCCCCAUGGCUUCAAACACCUUUGGAUCCGCACCGCCCUCAUAGAGAAGGUGCUGGACAAGAUCGUGCUCUACCUGGUGGAGAACAGCAGUAAGUUCUAUGAGAAGGAAGCCAUUAUGAUGGAUCCUGUGGAUGGACACAUUCUUGCCUCUUUGUUAGUGGGGCCCUGUGCUCUGGAGUACACUAAGAUGAAGACAGCGGAUCACUUCUGGACUGACCCGUCUGCGGACGAGCUGAUGCAGAGACACCGCAUCCACAGUGGCCACUCUCGGCAGGACUCCCCCACUAAGAGGCCCGCCUUAUGCAUCCAGAAGAGGCAUUCUAGCAGUAGCAUCGAUGAGAGGCCCUCUCCCUCCCCUUCUGCAAGGGACUAUGUGGAGUCACUCCACCAGAACAACAGAGCAACGCUCCUGUUCGGCAAGAACAACGUGCUUGUGCAGCCGAGGGAUGACAUGGAGGCCAUCCCAGGGUACCUCUCUCUCCACCAGACGGCCGAUGUCAUGACCCUGAAGUGGACACCCAAUCAGUUGAUGAAUGGAUCAAUGGGAGAUCUGGAAUAUGAGCGGAGUGUUUACUGGGACUAUGCUAUGACUAUUCCUUUGGAGGAAAUAGUCUAUCUACACUGUCAUCAACAAGUGGACAGCGGUGGCACGGUGGUGCUGGUGAGCCAGGACGGGAUCCAGAGGCCCCCACUGCGCUUCCCCAAAGGGGGCCACCUCCUGCAGUUCCUGUCCUGCCUGGAGAACGGCCUGCUCCCCCACGGCCAGCUGGACCCACCGCUCUGGUCCCAGAGAGGAAAGGGUAAGGUGUUCCCUAAACUGAGAAACAGGGUUACUCAGGGUUCCUAUGACUCCAUCUCUGAUAAGGAAGAAGAUGAGGCCACAGACUAUGUCUUCCGCAUCCUGUUUCCCAACAGCCAAUCAGAAUUUGUAACUAUCACCCACCCCUCCCAUGCCACAGUGGGGUGCAGCCUCCUGUCCCGCACCCUCUCCCAGCAUGCCCCACCUAAGCUGCAGGUCCUGGUGGUCCCCAGGCACUUCUGCAGCUGUCCGGGGGGGACCCCGGUUACUCCAGAGCGAGCCUCAACACCAGACCUAAUGGACCAGGGGGCCACCAUGUGGCAACCCACCCCCAGAAAGUCCUCCUGCUCUUCCUGUUCCCAGAGCAGCUUCUCUGAGGGAGGGCCUCCCAAUGGCUGCAACCACGACAGAGCUCCCCUCAAACUACUCUGUGAUAACAUGAAGUAUCAAAUCAUCUCCAGGGCUUUUUAUGGCUGGUUGGCCUACUGUCGCCACCUGUCUACAGUGCGCACUCACCUCUCGGCCCUGGUGAACCACACCAUCGUGGACCCCGAUGUCCCCUGUGAUGCCUACGGGGGCCUCACCACUGACGUCUGGCAGAGCUUCCUACAGGACUGUAGCUCUUACGAGGAGACGGAGCUGUUGAGGCUAGUGUACUUUGGAGGCGUGGAGCCCUCGCUGCGUAAGGAGGUUUGGCCUUUCCUCCUGGGCCACUACCAGUUCGGCAUGUCUGUGACCCAGAGGAAAGAGGUGGACGAGCAGGUGCGCCUGUGCUACGAGCAGACCAUGAGCGAGUGGCAGGGCUGCGAGGCCAUCGUGAAGCAGCGGGAGCGGGAGCAGCACGCUGUCGCUCUGGCCAAGUGCUCCUCCGUGGCCAGCAUAGACAGCACAUCCCAGAAGCUCCUGCACAGGGACUCCACGCUCAGCAACGAGUCCUCGCAGAGUUGCAGCUCAGACAGACAGAAUAACGCUCGACUCCAGAGUGACUCCAGCAGCAGCACACAGGUGUUCGAGUCAGUGGAGGAGGUGGAGCAGAUUGAGACGGAGCCCAAGGGCGACGAGCUCAAGCAGGCGCCCAAAAUGCCCAACGGGGCGCUCCAUAACGGCACCAGCUCCCCGGACUCGGGGCACCCUUCCUCCAGGAACUUCUCCGUGACCUCUGGCCUCUCCGAUUCGCUGAGCACGGAGGACAGCGGCGUGCACGAACCCAGUACCCGGAGCACGGGCGUGCCCCAGCAAGCGGCCGCACCGGCGCAGGCGCCACUACAAAGACACCAGGCACAGUCACCAGCGCCCCCGGGUUCCUCUGUCAGCGCCGAGCCCGAAACCCCACAGAAUAAACGUGAAGACCAAGCACAGCAAUCACAGAUGGCGACGGAGGAGAAAGACAGUGUAGAGCAGGAGAAGGAGGAAGCCGACAUGACCACAAACGAGGGGAAAGAGGCUGAGAUGGAGGAGGAGAGCCAUGCCAAAUCAAAAGAAACAGAGAAGGAGGAGGGGUCAAAGGUCAACGAUAGUGUCGUGGAGACUACAGUGGCACUAGUGACAGAGGAGAGGAAAGCAGAAUGCCUGAAAGAAGAGGCUGAGGAACCAAAAGCCGUUGAAGAGAUCGCCAAACCCACAGAGACAAAGAGGGAGAGUGAAAGAGAGGAAAGUGGGAAGGCAGAUACAGGUGCUGAAGUAAUGGUGUCAGAAACAGGUGAACACAAGGACACAAUGGAGGCUUCUGGAACAAUGGAUCUUAGCAGUGACGGGGUGGAAGUACUGGAGACCGAAACAAAAGAGGGAACCACAUUAGAGACAGAUAAAACUAUUCAAAAACAAGAGGCUGAGACAGUGGAGACAGGGAAAUCUAUUGAAACAAAAGAGAGCAUGACAUCAGAGAUAGAAACAGCUAAUGAAACUCAAGAGGAUGUUACCUCAACGGUAGAGAAGCCGUCUGAAAUAAAUGAGGACGAGACAUCAGACACGAAGAAGGAAAUUAUAUCAGAGACAGAGAAGACCUGUACACCCAUCAAGACAGAAGCAGAGCCUGUGGAAAGUCAAUCCACAGACCCACAGGUCCCAGGAAUAAAAGAAGAUACACCACUUACCGCUGAUGAAGUGGCGGAAUCCAUGAUGGAGAAAGCAUUAGAGACAGACAGUGACACAAAUGAGAAUAAAGCAACAGAGGAAGGACAGGCUGUGGAAACAGUGAACGCAGACGUGGCCUCACUAACAGAGGAAAAUGACACAUCAAAAACCGAGGAGACUACAGAGGCACAAGAGAGAGAGGCAGCAAUGCCUGUAGAGGAUGAGGAGUCUGCAGAGAUGAAGGAGGCGGGUGCCCUGACAACAGAGACCGCUGCUGAUGAAACAGAGAAUAGUACGCCAGCAGCACAAGACAACACAGACACAAGGGGAGACAUGGCAACAGGCUGCGAUGCUAAAUCAGGUAGAGAUGACACCUCUGUUUUAAAAGAAGCCACAGUAACACAGGAAGAUGUGACAUCAGAUGCACAGAAGUCAGACAGAGAAGGACAGGAAAUGACAUCAGAUGUGGGGACAGACGUGUCAAAGGGGGCGGACACAGAAGAGACGACGGCAACAUAUAAAGAAAAGACCACAAAAGAAGAUGAGGCAGAAGCAAAGGAUGCUGGGACAGAAGAGAGCAGACCUCCUUUUGUAUCAGCAGCAGUAUCAGCAGCAGUUGCUAAGGGCACACAGGUCACCAGAGUGCUGGAGGUGGUCAGGGUUCACCAGCCAGAGAUGGCUUCAGCUGCCUCGGACCUGGAUGAUUCUCCAUCGGCCAUCGAGAUGGAGGACAUCCCCACGGCGCGGAUGCCCAAGGCCUUGUGGGAGGAAAAGCCCUCGUCUGAAGGUGCGGGGGACAAGGCUGAAGGUGCCCCCGUACCUGCGCUUGAACUUGGACUAGAGCAGGGUGGUAAGCCAAGCCCAGAAGGCCCAGGGUCUGCCCUGUCCGAGGAGCCAGAGAUGGAGAGCUUCUACCCCCCGUUUGACUCCCUUGCUGUGGUAACUGAUAAGACUGAAGCCACCUCUCCAGUGUCUACUGGAACUACCUACUCUCAAGAGCUUUUGGACAUGUACACUCUCAAUCUUCACCGCAUUGAGAAGGACGUCCAGCGCUGUGACAGGAACUACUGGUACUUCACCCCGGCUAACCUGGAGAAACUCCGUAACAUUAUGUGCAGUUACAUCUGGCAGCACCUGGAGAUUGGAUAUGUGCAGGGUAUGUGUGACCUCCUGGCCCCUCUGCUGGUCAUCCUGGAUGACGAGGCGUUGGCUUUCAGUUGUUUCACUGAGCUCAUGAAGAGGAUGAACCAAAACUUUCCGCACGGCGGGGCGAUGGACACUCACUUCGCCAACAUGAGAUCUCUGAUUCAGAUCCUGGACUCGGAGCUCUUCGAGCUGAUGCACCAGAACGGAGAUUACACCCACUUCUACUUCUGCUACCGCUGGUUCCUGCUUGACUUCAAAAGAGAGCUAGUUUACGAUGAUGUGUUCUCUGUGUGGGAGACCAUCUGGGCUGCCAAGUACGUCUCCUCCAGCCAUUUUGGGCUGUUCAUCGCCCUCUCUCUGGUGGAGAUCUACAGAGACAUCAUUCUGGAGAACAACAUGGACUUCACAGACAUCAUCAAGUUCUUCAAUGAAAUGGCCGAGCACCACAACAUGAAGCAGAUUCUCACCCUAGCAAGAGACUUGGUGUGCCAAGUCCAGACUCUCAUUGAAAACAAGUAACUGAGAGCCAGCAUCUCUUUCUAACUCUCUUUCUCCCUCUCUCUCUCUCUCUCAAAAGAAGAAGCUUCCCGCUGUCCCUUGCUGCAUCACACAAACAGGAGUCUGAUAGACUUCUUAGGCCUUAAGCAAUUUUAAACCUCACGAUGGAGGAACUGAAGUCUCCUCUUCCAUUACUCCAAUGUACCUUAUACAGUACCACUCCAGCAUUCUCUUAGACAGCGUAAAACUCACCAAUCAUGGUUGACCGUUUCAACUCCUCACUACAGCUGACUUCACAGCUGAAUGAUUUCAGCAUGUUAGCCUGUUUCUGGAUCUUCUUCGGUGAUGGUAAUGAUGAUGUUCAAGUGUUUCUCUCUGCUAAAACCGCUCCAGUCCGGGUGCUGCGUCUUCACUCUGUGGCUGAGCUUGCGUGAUUUCAGACCGCGGCUCCUAAGUGUUCUGUCCAUUUUUGUCAGUUUUUCUGUGUAUCGUUGUGUAGGGGUUUAUAGCUUUUUUUGAACAGUCCUUGUUUGUGUGUGUGUGUGCGCGUGUGUGUGUGUGUGUCUGUGUGUGAUCAACAUGCUAAAUGCAAGGUCAGUUUGUUACCCAUCAGUCCGUUUCCAGCUUCGAUGUUCAACAGACAAGGAGCGUUUCCUUUGAUUUAAUGAUACAGCAAUGUUAGCACACUGGUGGAACUCUAGAUGCAGAGGAUACAGCUUCAUCCAUCUUACAUAAAUCACUUCACUCGUGUUUAAGAGGAAGUUAAGUAGAAUGUCAAUUGUAUCAUCUGUAUCCCACACAACUCUCUUUUCACAAUUCUACCUACCACAUAUCAUAUAUCAGCAGUAUAUCACAGAACAAUUUACCAAAUUCAACACAACAAACAUACAGUAUGGGGCCCUAAUGUCAUUGACGGACAACGAGCAAUAAGCAAUGUCUGCCAUGCAUGAGCUAAAGCUAUUGUGUGGGGCAUUGCGCUGACCCACCAAUGUUUGCGCUUAGAAGCUUGCUCAUGGUAUUAUAUUAGCAAAAUUAUUUAAAGUUAUUAUAUUAGCUCUAGCCCAUAUGCGUCAGGCUUUGCUCAUCGCCAGUUGCCCUUCAAUGGAAUUAGGGCCCCUUGUCUUACAGGGGAAUUCAGCAGGCAUAUAGCUGUGCCAUUAUCUAUUUAUGACAUUGUCAUUCACAACUCACUUUUCACAAUUCUACCUACCACAUAUCAUAUAUCAGCAGUAUAUCACAUAUAUUUCAGGGGAAUACUCCAGCAUAUAUCGGUGCCAUUAUUUGUUUCUGAGUUCAUGCCAUUUAAAGGAAAGGAAGAAACAAGAACAAUGUGUUGGUCUUACGCCCAAGUCUAUUGAUCAGGGGGAAACAUUGUGUUGGUCUUACACCUAAGUCUAUUGAUCAGGGGGAAACAUUGUGUUGGUCUUACACCUAAGUCUAGUGAUCAGGGGGAAACAUUUCCAAAGGAAUUGUGUGGAAGUAUAAAACCACAUCAGUGUACUCCAUUGUACGUGCUAAUUUCUACAAUAUUUCUGUUAAACGGUUGAAGUUUGUGUGUGUGUGUUAGGGAGUGAGUGCAUAUAUGUGUAUGGGUGUGUUAGUUGAAGGAAGUGCCAAAGUAGAGGCAAUUUAAAAAAAAUACAGCGCUUCAUUUAUAUAGAUAUAUUUAUUAUACAUCAGAGAACCGUAUAUUAUGUACAUGUGACCAGGUUACUUGAGUGAGAAGAAACUCUGACCAGUGCUUUUAUUUAUUUUCAUUACUCUGUGAUGUAUUGUAUAUAAUGCAAACGGCAUUGCUCACAGAUGAUCUAGUAACGUACUUCUGUCUUUUUCUGCAUAAGUCCUUUGUAUGAGACUUUCCAAAUGCAAAUGUUGUCUAAGGGCAUUUAGGCUUUAUAUUGCAUGCCCUUCAGCUUUCUAUUUUUGCUAUAAUGCUGAGUACAAUGCUUUGUGGAGAAGAAUUAUUAACGUGAUUGGAAACACAAUACUGAAAAUGUGAUUGUGUGUACGUGUAUGUGUGUGUGUUUAUGUUGCACCUUCCCGGAACACCAGCCAUGAUGCAUUUAUCACAGGUAUAAUUCUAUGGACCAUUCCAUCCUAUAGUAUGUCUCAGAGCCUGACAUGUUACUGGUUCUACAAGCAUUAGUUAAUUCAUAGAUUUAGAUGUCAGGCGUUGAAUAUUGAUGGUUCUUUGUGAUAGCAAGCUGUUACAUGUUACCAUUGUGAGAGAAAACAGUUAUUUGUAUAUUGUGUCUUAUUUAUUUACUUGCUUAUUUAUUAAUUUGUUUGUUUCCGCUUUUGUACGUACAGCUAUUAUAUUUGUUAUAUUGUGGUUGGUUAUUGAUAUAUCUUACACAGUCACAUCCUAUAUAUCUACUAAAUGGUCUAUGUGUUUAUAUAAAAAAAGAUAUAAUAAAAUGGAAUUGUUCUAUUUUUUCCAA